Messenger RNA from Diversispora eburnea, 879 nucleotides. The record is from the annotation of a GenBank genome assembly. NCBI's taxonomy places the organism in Eukaryota, Fungi, Glomeromycota, Glomeromycetes, Diversisporales, Diversisporaceae.
AUGUUUCCGUUAAGUGGUUACUUCUCCCAAGAACAAAAUAUACCUUCUCAACAAACUAUCCCUUCACAAAAUAUUCCUCAUUCUGCGCCACAACAACCUAUUCAUAACAAUAAACAUUCUUCCCGAAAAAAUUCUCCUCCCAAUUCCGUUCAUCCUCCUCAUCGUAGAAAAAAACAAUCAAAUAAAAUCAACAGAAAGAAAAUUGACCAAGCGAUUGCAUUCUCUGCUUUUUCUGUAGAGGAAGAUCACCAGGGAAAUCCAGAGUGUGCGAAUGAUCUUUAUUUUCUUGCUCUAGAACAAUUAUUAGAAGCGUUUCCAUUUCAAAAUGAUCAAUCACGAAGAGUUUUAUUCUUAAAUAACUUAAAAGCUUUCCUGGAACGUACCGGAUUAAUUAAAGAAAUUUCCGGAAUGGCACAAACCACCAUUCCACAAUUUACAAAUGAAUGUGAUUGCACAUUACCCCGUCAAAAUCGUCAAAAUCGUCAAAACCGUGAAAAGGGAGUUUCAGACCUUAUAACUAAUGCAGUUGUAACAAGUGCAGUAGCAUUAAAACAAUCACCAAUUCCCGAUGCCAUAACAGCUACCGUGAAUUAUACCACGAAGAUAAUCAGGAAUAUUGAUGAAGCCUAUGAAUUACAAGAUAAGGCUUGGAAAAUAUCAAAAACAGGAAUUAAUUUCGCAUUAGAACUUGACCAACAUUAUAAUGUUCACGAAAAAGUUGGUAACUUUUGCUUCACAACAUUUGCAGCUAUUAUGAAAGCCGGAAUUGCCUACAAAGAUUCACCCUCAUACAGUCAAUUGAACGAAUUGAGAAAACAAGAAUUUUUUGAUAAUGAUGAUUCUACAUGUAUAAUCACUGAAGGUUGCGAGGAACUAUAA